Messenger RNA from Bombus pascuorum, 1618 nucleotides. RefSeq names its product palmitoyltransferase ZDHHC3-A (gene Dnz1). Gene Ontology annotation, molecular function: protein-cysteine S-palmitoyltransferase activity. The record is from RefSeq and is a predicted model, not a curated record. Gene Ontology annotation, cellular component: Golgi apparatus; endoplasmic reticulum. The coding region runs from base 601 to 1428 and encodes 275 amino acids. The transcript is spliced from 4 exons. Gene Ontology annotation, biological process: protein targeting to membrane; peptidyl-L-cysteine S-palmitoylation. NCBI's taxonomy places the organism in Eukaryota, Metazoa, Arthropoda, Insecta, Hymenoptera, Apidae.
UGCAAUUGCAUUAUUUGAUGCUAUCAUAAUUAUGCUGCCUAAUAUUUAUUAAAUUACGAAAUUUAUGUUAUAAAAUAUUGUUCAAAAGCUAAUAUAUGUUUAAUAUUUUUAUUUAAAAUUUAUAGGAAUAAAGAAAUUAUGUAUUUAUUAUUGAAACUUAAUAAUUGUUAGGUUAUGUCCAUCAUGUUAAACAGCAUUUCAUUAUUGAACAUUACAAUGUUAAAAAAACAAAUAUAUUUUCAAUCAAGGGAAAAGAUUACAUUGGAGUAGUGGGGGAUGUCACGUGGUAUUUUAUGACAGCAAUAUCAUGGCGGUCAGUUUAGGCUAGUCAAUAGUGAUCAGUAUUCGUCAGAAAAUUUAAUUGUGCUAACAUUUUAACAUUAUUUAGUGAAAUAAAUCAACUGUUUACUUAUAAAUACGUUCCGACUUGAUGUUCUAGUGCAAUUAUAGAAUAAAAGACUUGAACUUAAAUGGAAUUAAGGAAGAUUGAAUUGAAUUCGUAUAAUGUAAAUUCAAUGAAGAACGAAAUUACAUAAACUCGUUCUAAGUCUGUGACGAUAACUGAUAUAUUUGCUAGCAAAGAGUAUGGAAUAAAUAAAAAUGUUUGUAAAAGACCCCUGUGGGAUUGUGUGUAUCAUAAUUACAUAUGUUGCUGUCUUCUAUGCAGAUUACGUCGUCGUAUGUUGGGUUAUCCUGCAAAAUUUGCAAAACAGUUUUUGGGGUCCCUUUCAUAUUGUGGCUUUCAACGCUAUUAUAUUAUUAUUGUUAGCAUCACAUUCGAAAGCAGUCUGCAGUGAUCCUGGUGUUGUGCCACUACUUCAAAGUCGUAUGGACUUUUCUGAUAUUCAUACAGAUAAUCCAGAAACAAAAAUUGAAUGUGAUGAGAGAGACAGUUGGACUGUUUGUACUAGAUGCGAAACAUAUAGACCUCCCAAAGCAUGUCAUUGUAGAAUUUGUAAACGAUGUGUUAGGCGAAUGGAUCAUCAUUGUCCAUGGAUAAACAACUGUGUCGGAGAACAAAAUCAAAAGUACUUUAUUCAAUUUCUGGUCUAUGUUGGAAUAUUGGCCUUCUAUGCACUAGGCUUGGUGACAACCUCAUGGAUUUUAGAAUGUUCUCUGUGCAAUAAUGACAUAGCCAUCAAACAGGGUCGCAUCUUACACUCUCUUAUAUUGGUAUUGGAAUCAGUACUGUUUGGCAUGUUUGUCAUCGCAAUGCUGGUAGACCAAUUUCAAGGUAUCCUCGGAGAAGAAAACAUAAUGGAACAUAUGCAGAAUAAUCAUCAUUAUAAAAGAAACAGUUCACGUACUCUGGUUUUACUUUCUCAGGUUUGUGGCAAGAGCCAUCCAAUUCUAUGGAUGUUUCCUUGCCAAAACCCGCCACGUUAUAGUUUCCGAAAAGAUGCGUACCUGAUAGAUCAUGAAGUUUAGAUGAAUACUUAAUCACAUAUUGAGACGUAAAUGCUCUUUUAUGGCUUUGCUUGCCAUAAAUACUUUUCUAUAUGUUUAAGAAAGUCUCCAUUAUUUAAAUGCAAUUUGCGAAAAAAUAAGAUAUUAUGCAUUACAAAAUUUAGGAGAAGGAAAAGGAAGACUUUCACAUAUUAUAUUUGUCUACUUCAAA